GGGGGGGGGAGAGGAACAGUUUCGCUGAGGAGAGGUGGAGGACGCUGGGUGCCUGCCGGUGCCGGGAGCUUCAUUUAAGAACAGAAAUCAGUCUCUAUUAGAAGUUUGAAAAGCUUAGUGACUUUCUGCUACUCAAGACAUGACGCUUCCAUUCCGAAAAGAUUUGGACAAGUACAAGGAUCUUGAUGAGGAUGAAAUUCUUGACAAGCUAUCAGAAGAAGAACUGAAACAACUGGAAACUGUUCUGGAUGACCUUGACCCUGAGAAUGCACUUUUGCCAGCAGGCUUCCGACAGAAAGACCAGACUACUAAAAAGGCCUCAGGCGCUUUUGACAGAGAGGGACUCCUUGCUUAUUUGGAGAAGGAAGCACUGGAACAGGAAGACAGGGAGGAAUUUGUUCCUUUUACAGGGGAAAAGAAAGGGAAAAUAUUUAUCCCCAAGCAGAAGCCUGUACAGUCUUUCAUGGAAGAAAAAGUGUUUCUUGAUCCAGAACUGGAGGAAGCUUUGACAAGUGCCACAGAUACAGAACUGUGUGACCUUGCAGCUAUCCUGGGAAUGCACAACUUGAUAACAAACACUCAGUUCUGUGACAUAGUAGGAAGUAGUAAUGGUGUCAGCAAUGAAAGCUUCACAGACAUAGUAAAAGGUGAAAGGACGAUACCAUUUUUAGAUGAACCACCAAAUUCCACACAUGUAGAGGAGAGUUUGCAAAGGAUUAAAGAUAAUGACUCUCGUCUUGUUGAAGUUAAUUUGAACAAUAUAAAGAACAUCCCAAUUCCAACAUUGAAAGAAUUUGCUAAGGCUUUGGAAAACAACACCCAUGUGAAGAGUUUCAGCCUUGCAGCCACUCGAAGCAAUGACCCUGUUGCUGUUGCUUUUGCAGAUAUGCUGAGAGUGAACAAAAAAUUGAAAAGUCUAAAUAUAGAAUCAAAUUUCAUCACUGGGGUUGGCAUUAUGGCACUGAUUGAUGCACUAAAAGAGAAUGAAACCCUGGCAGAGAUCAGAAUCGAUAACCAGAGGCAGCAGUUGGGACAACCUGUAGAAAUGGAAAUUGCCAAAAUGCUUGAGGAGAACACAAAUAUCCUUAAAUUUGGAUACCAUUUCACACAACAGGGACCGCGAACCAGGGCAGCUGCAGCUAUCACAAAAAAUAAUGAUUUGGUUCGCAAGAGAAGGGUUGAAGGAGACAACCAGUAAACCUUGCUGCUGCUAGACUUGCAUUGUGUGGAGAUUUCAAAGGU
Emys orbicularis (European pond turtle) is the source of this 1242-nucleotide messenger RNA. RefSeq names its product tropomodulin-3-like. Gene Ontology annotation, cellular component: cytoskeleton; striated muscle thin filament; myofibril. The coding region runs from base 140 to 1198 and encodes 352 amino acids. The record is from RefSeq and is a predicted model, not a curated record. Gene Ontology annotation, biological process: myofibril assembly; muscle contraction; pointed-end actin filament capping. The transcript has 10 exons. NCBI's taxonomy places the organism in Eukaryota, Metazoa, Chordata, Testudines, Emydidae. Gene Ontology annotation, molecular function: tropomyosin binding.